AUGGGAAAGGAAAAGUCUGAUAUAUAUUCAGUGGAGAUCCAUGGAAUAAAGGAUCUGGAUGACACUGGCAAAAUAAAUGAAAAGGAAAAGCACAAUGAUGAGAAAGGAAACAAGAAAAAGGGCAAGAAAACUGAAGACCUCAAGAAAGAGUUGGAUCUGGAUGAUCAUAAACUCAGCAUCCAAGAACUGGAAGAAAAAUAUGGCACAAGUAUCAUUAAAGGUCUUACAUCUACAAGGGCAGCAGAGAUUCUGGCCCGAGAUGGUCCCAACUGCCUAACGCCCCCCAAAUCAACCCCUGAAAUAAUCAAAUUUCUAAAGCAGAUGGUAGGAGGGUUUUCCAUCCUUCUGUGGGUUGGAGCGAUCCUCUGCUGGAUUGCCUUUGGAAUUCAAUAUGCCCAGCAAGUUACAUCGGCAUUUGACAAUCUUUACUUGGGUGUGGUCCUGGCACUCGUCGUGAUCCUUACUGGAAUGUUUGCUUAUUAUCAAGAGGCAAAAAGCACAAACAUAAUGGCCAGCUUCAGUAAAAUGAUUCCGCAGCAAGCGCUUGUCCUCAGAGAUGCAGAGAAAAAAGAAAUCCCAGCUGACCAACUUGUGGUGGGUGACAUUGUUGAAAUCAAAGGUGGAGACAGAAUUCCAGCUGACAUACGACUUAUCGCCAGCCAAGGCUGUAAGGUGGAUAACUCUUCCCUCACUGGGGAGUCAGAGCCACAGGCCCGGUCUUGUGAAUUCACUCACGAAAACCCCCUGGAGACCAAAAAUAUUGCUUUCUAUUCAACAACGUGCUUGGAAGGAACUGGUACUGGUAUAGUAAUCAACACAGGGGACAACACCAUAAUCGGAAGGAUCGCUUCACUGGCUUCUGGCGUUGGGAAUGAGAAGACACCCAUUGCCCUUGAGAUUGAGCAUUUUGUCCACAUUGUGGCUGGAGUAGCUAUCUCCAUAGGGGUGCUUUUCUUCAUCAUUGCUGUCUCUAUGCACUACCACGUUCUGGACUCCAUUAUCUUUCUCAUUGGCAUUAUUGUGGCCAAUGUGCCUGAGGGGCUGCUAGCUACAGUUACGGUGAGUUUGUCUUUGACGGCAAAGAGAAUGGCCAAAAAGAACUGCCUGGUGAAGAAUCUAGAAGCUGUGGAGACACUGGGCUCUACAUCUAUCAUCUGCUCUGACAAAACCGGAACCCUUACACAGAACAGGAUGACGGUAGCCCAUCUUUGGUUUGAUCAUGCCAUCUACUCAGCUGACACCAGUGAAGAUCAGACAACCCAGACUUUUGACCAGACAUCUGAGACUUGGUCGGCACUGUCAAAGAUUGUAGCUCUGUGUAAUCGGGCAGAAUUCAGAUCAGGACAGGACAAUUUGCCAAUCAUGAAGCGAAUUGUGGUAGGGGAUGCCUCAGAAACAGCUCUGCUGAAGUUCUCUGAAGUUGCUCUGGGUGAUGUGAUGGAUAUUCGGAAAAGACAUAAGAAAGUGGCUGAGAUUCCCUUUAAUUCUACUAAUAAGUUUCAGCUCUCCAUCCAUGAGAAUGAUGACCCCAAUGAUAAACGUUUCCUGCUGGUGAUGAAAGGUGCCCCUGAAAAGAUUCUGGAGAGGUGCAGCACCAUGAUGAUGAACGGAAAAGAGGAGCCACUAGAUGAGGAGAAAGCAGAGGCUUUCCAAACAGCUUAUAUGGCUCUGGGAGGCAUGGGAGAGAGAGUACUUGGUUUUUGUCACCUGUAUUUGCCAGAGGAAGAAUUUCCAGAAACCUACCAAUUUAAUACUGACACCAUGAAUUUCCCUACUUCCAAUCUUUGCUUUGUGGGCCUCAUGUCAUUGAUUGACCCCCCUCGAUCCACUGUGCCAGAUGCUGUCAUCAAAUGCCGAAGUGCUGGGAUCAAGGUGAUCAUGGUGACAGGUGACCAUCCAAUCACGGCCAAAGCCAUUGCUAAAAGUGUAGGCAUCAUUUCAGCCACCAGUGAGACAGUGGAAGACAUUGCUAAGCGACUCAACAUUCCAGUCGAGCAGGUGAACAAGAGGGAGGCCAGAGCUGCUGUAGUUAAUGGAAUGGAGCUGAAAGAUAUGACCUCAGAACAGCUGGAUGACAUCCUGGUCAACCAUUCAGAAAUAGUAUUUGCUCGCACGUCACCACAACAGAAACUGAUCAUAGUGGAGGGUUGCCAAAGACAGCAAGCAGUUGUUGCAGUGACUGGCGAUGGCGUCAAUGAUUCCCCAGCUCUGAAGAAAGCUGAUAUAGGAAUUGCAAUGGGCAUCGCUGGAUCAGAUGCAGCUAAGAAUGCAGCAGAUAUGAUCUUGCUGGAUGACAAUUUUGCUUCUAUUGUCACAGGAGUGGAGGAAGGUCGCUUGAUCUUUGACAACCUGAAGAAAACCAUUGCCUACACUUUGACCAAAAAUAUUGCGGAGCUGUGUCCUUUCCUGAUUUACAUUAUUGCCAGCAUCCCUUUGCCUAUUGGGACAAUCACUAUCCUCUUCAUUGACCUGGGGACAGACAUUAUCCCUUCAGUUGCAUUGGCUUAUGAAAAAGCCGAAAGUGAUAUCAUGAAAAGGAAGCCGCGGCAUAAGAAAAGGGACCGGCUAGUCAACCAAGAGCUUGCAGUAUACUCCUACUUACAAAUUGGCAUUAUACAGACAAUUGGAGCCUUUCUGACCUAUUUUACUGUUUAUGCUGAGCAAGGCUGGCUCCCUCAUUCACUCCUCAACAUCCGAACAGAAUGGGAAAAUACAUCGAUUGAUGACUUGCCAGACAGCUAUGGACAAGAAUGGACUUUUGAGCAGCGGCGAAACCUGCAGUACCAUGGCUACACAGCCUUUUUUGUCAGCAUCACUAUUCAGCAAGUGGCAGAUCUGAUCAUCAGGAAAACAAGACGGAAUUCCAUUUUCCAGCAAGGGCUUUUCAGGAACAAAGUUAUAUGGCUGGGCAUAAUCUCACAGAUAGGGAUUGCCUUGAUUCUCUGUUAUGGCCUUGGAAGUGUAAAUGCCUUGAACUUCACACCCCUCCGGGUCCAGUAUUGGUUUGUUGCUAUGCCUUUUGCCUUCUUGAUAUGGGUCUAUGAUGAAAUUCGUAAGCUGUUCAUCAGGCGGUACCCAGGAAGUUGGUGGGAUAAAAAUAUGUAUUACUGA
This is a messenger RNA of Pogona vitticeps (central bearded dragon), 3111 nucleotides long. RefSeq names its product ATPase H+/K+ transporting non-gastric alpha2 subunit (gene ATP12A). Gene Ontology annotation, biological process: potassium ion import across plasma membrane; intracellular potassium ion homeostasis; sodium ion export across plasma membrane. The record is from RefSeq and is a predicted model, not a curated record. Lineage: Eukaryota; Metazoa; Chordata; Lepidosauria; Squamata; Agamidae. Gene Ontology annotation, molecular function: ATP hydrolysis activity; P-type sodium:potassium-exchanging transporter activity; ATP binding. Gene Ontology annotation, cellular component: plasma membrane.